Molecule: messenger RNA, 975 nt
Organism: Bacidia gigantensis
Lineage: Eukaryota; Fungi; Ascomycota; Lecanoromycetes; Lecanorales; Ramalinaceae
Exons: 2
Coding region: 1-975 (324 amino acids)
Cellular component (GO): eukaryotic translation initiation factor 3 complex; cytoplasm; cytosol
Molecular function (GO): metallopeptidase activity; translation initiation factor activity
Source: RefSeq, a predicted model, not a curated record
AUGGAUAAGAAUGCCAAUCUUGAAGUCACAAACGCCUUUCCAUUUCCAAUCGUCGAAGCCCCCACCGCGGACGGUUAUCAUGAUACACCCGCAAAUUUAGCAUCCUCCGCUCCACGAGCCAAGGCAAAUAUCAGCUACCAGGCAGAGAUGAUAAGAAAAUUAAGGGAAGUCAACGUGGACGCUAAUAAUACCGGAUGGUACACGAGCACGAACCUUGGUCACUUCAUUCACUCUACCUUCAUCGAGAAUCAAGUACAUUACCAGAAAGAUAUCAAUGAGAGGACUGUGGCUCUAGUACAUGAUGUGAGCAAAAGUUCCCAGGGUGGGCUCAGUCUCCGCGCCUUUAGACUGUCACCUGCCUUCAUGACCGCAUUUAAAGAGAAUAAAUUCACUGCCGAGAGUCUGCAAAAAUCAAAUCUUCGAUAUCAGGACAUACUUCUUGAGUUGCCGCUUCAGAUACACAACUCUCAUCUUUUGACGUCUUUGCUCCAUUCCCUUCCCGGCGCCACGCCCUCUCCAGAUAGCCAGCAGACACAGACGCCGACUUUACAAUCGCUCUCACAAACUGAGGAUCCUCUAUCACCAAAUUUUUACUCACUCAACCUUUCAGUCGACCCUUUUCUCACCCAGACUACCGACUUGCUGCUGGACAGCAUUGAAACGCACCACACCGAACUCAACAAUUAUCAGUACUAUCAAAGACAGCUCGCGCGAGAACAGCAAAAAAUAUCGCAGUGGCAGCAGAAACGCAAGUCAGAGAAUGCAUCAAGGGCUAUGGCAAAGCAGAGUCCACUGCCCGAGGAUGAGUGGCAAAGGCUGUUCAAGCUUCCACAGGAGCCGGGCAGGUUAGAGACCAUGUUGAACAGCAGGCAAGUGGAGCAAUAUGCGCGACAGAUAGAUGGUUUCACAGCUGGGGUAACCGGCAAGAUGUUUGCUGUGAGGGGAAAUCUGCUGCCGGGUGUGGAGGACUCAUAG